Messenger RNA from Macrosiphum euphorbiae (potato aphid), 1893 nucleotides. The record is from the annotation of a GenBank genome assembly. NCBI's taxonomy places the organism in Eukaryota, Metazoa, Arthropoda, Insecta, Hemiptera, Aphididae.
AUGAACAAUGAAAAACAACAACCGAAAGAGCAUAUAAACAUAACACCAGACCAAAUUGCACACAAAUUAUUAAUGAAUGGGAAAACGAAGACAAAAGGGAAGAAAACUAAGCUUAAAUUUAAAAUGGAUAUAAAGAAUAAUACAAGUGACUUCAAUAAACCAUUCGAGAUGGAUGAGCUAAAUAUGGCCAUCGGAGUAAUGAAAAAUAGGAAAGCAGCGGGCAUCGACGGAAUCAUGACAGAACAGAUCAAGCAACUAGGCCCCAAAGCCAAGGAAUGGCUACUAAACAUGUUCAAUAACUGUAUCAAAACCGAUAGUAUCCCAACAGAAUGGCUCAAAUCACAUGUUGUGGCAUUAUUGAAGCCUGGAAAAGCCCCUACAGAUGCAAGUAACUUUAGACCCGUGUCACUAUUAUGUCAUACAUAUAAAAUGUUUGAGAGAAUGGUACUGAAUAGAAUAAAAGACAAGAUAGACGGGAAACUAAUCAAGCAACAAGCUGGCUUUAGGGCUGGUAAGUCAUGCACGGGGCAAAUACUUAACCUUGUUGAAGAAAUAGAGAAAGGCUAUGAGAAUAAUGUAAUAACAGGUGCAGCUUUUAUCGACCUCAGCGCUGCAUAUGAUACGGUUAAUCAUAGAUUACUGCUUAAGAAAAUAUAUGAGCUAACUGAAGAUGCGAAAUUCACAAAAAUUAUUAGUCUUUUAUUAAGGAAUAGACGGUUUUUUGUAUCAUUGCAGGCCAAAAAGAGCAGAUGGAGAAGACAAAAUAAUGGAUUACCCCAAGGAAGUGUUCUAUCACCAAUUUUAUUUAAUAUUUAUACUAAUGAUCAACCAAUUGGGACCCAAACGAAGCACUUUAUAUACGCUGAUGACCUCGCUAUUACAACCCAGGGCAAAACAUUCGAAGAGGUGGAAGUGAAUCUGAAUGACACACUUAAUACUAUGAAGGAAUAUUAUAAUGAUAAUUACCUCAAACCGAAUCCAGCAAAAACACAAAUUACCGCUUUCCACUUACGAAACAGAGACGCCAAGCGGAAACUGAGAAUUAAUUGGCAAGACACAGAAUUAGAGCAUUGCGAAGAACCAACCUACUUAGGCAUUAAACUUGACCGAGCCCUGACAUAUAGAAGUCAUUGUGAAAACACAAAAAAUAAAAUAGGAACAAGAAACUGCUUGCUUCAAAAACUGGUUGGCUCUCAAUGGGGCGCAGACCCUCAUGUCUUGAGAACGACAGCCUUAUCACUAUGUUACUCGACGGGUGAAUAUGCUUGUGCUGCAUGGAGAAACUCAGCACAUGCUAAAAAGGUAGACGUGGCCCUAAAUGUAACUAACAGAUUAAUUACGGGGUGCCUGAGACCAACACCAGUUCAGAAAGUACAAGUAUUAUGCGGUAUAGCACCCCCUAAUAUAAGGCGAGAGGUGGCAGCAAGGAUAGAGAAAACAAAACAAGAAUCAGACUUAAGACAUCCUCUAUAUGGAGGUAAAACCAUGGGGAGCCGGCUCAAAUCAAGGAAAAAUUUUUUGAAGACAACAAUUAGCCUAUCACAAACACCUGAAGCAACGAGAAUAGACUUAUGGAAGGAGGCAAUGAAAGAGCAUAACUCACUGCUAUGGAAGGAUCCGAAGGAAAGCUUACCGACCGGAAGUCACUUACCAUGGUCGGUAUGGAAGACACUGAAUAGAUUACGAACGGAAACUGGAAGGACAGCGAGUAAUAUGAAAAAAUGGGGAUUGAAAGAUGAUGGGAAAUGCGAAUGUGGUGGAGAGCAGGAUGCGGACCAUCUGUUUGUAUGCCCACAAUUACCGAAUAAGUGUAGAAAGGAAGAUUUUUUGACGCAUAAAAUUUCAGACAAAGCAAUACAAAUUGCGGCUUACUGGGGAGCGAAGGGAAUAUGA